This is a messenger RNA of Penicillium crustosum, 1494 nucleotides long. Its product is annotated as cytochrome P450. The record is from RefSeq and is a predicted model, not a curated record. The coding region runs from base 1 to 1494 and encodes 497 amino acids. The transcript has a single exon. Lineage: Eukaryota; Fungi; Ascomycota; Eurotiomycetes; Eurotiales; Aspergillaceae. Gene Ontology annotation, molecular function: iron ion binding; heme binding; oxidoreductase activity, acting on paired donors, with incorporation or reduction of molecular oxygen.
AUGCUUCUCUCUCUUGUGCCCCAGUUCUUGGCUCUAACUGUCCUGGGUCUGCUUUUGUUCCGUGUGAUUCGUCACUUCUGGGACCCAAAAGGCCUCCGACAGCAUCCCGCACCUUCAAUAGCUGGUUUCAGCUCCUUAUGGCGCAUUUACCAGAAUCUCCGAUGGAAUCACUACGCAGCGGUUCACGAAGCUCAUCGACAACUGGGAACCCACGUACGCAUCGCCCCCAAUCACAUUUCUAUUCUGGACCCGAUGGCACCCCAGCAAAUCUACGGUCACGGCGCCAAUAUGCUCAAAGACAUUUGGUACGAUGCAGCUGCGGGACCUCACCGGAACCUCUCCGACGCGCGCGACAAGGCCGAGCAUCAGGCAAAACGAAAGAUGUUCGCGCAUACGUUCGCGGCGAAGACAGUGGUCGGGUUUGAGCCCCAGCUGCGUGAGAACAUUUCGAUGUUGUUGAAUGUGUUAGAUCGUCACGAGGCAGAGGGCACGAAGGCCAAUAUGCGGCGACUUCUGAAUUAUUUCCUGGUCGACCUCUUCGGUCAACUUCUCUACGGACACAAGCUUGGGUGCUUGGAACGUAACGACGACCUUCUUGUGGCUGAGUCGAAAGAUGGUCGGAUCUACCGCGUCCCAUUUAUUCAGAGUUUGCUCGAUUCCACAGUGAUAAACAAUGUGCUUGCUAUCACUGCGCACUACGCGGACGUCUCGCGUUUGUUUGUGAAGAACCACCCGUACAAGAAGGCUGGGGCUGAUUGGGAAAAUAUUAUAUACCACAACACAAAAAAGCGCCUCGCAAGCACAGCGCCUGCAAAUGACCUAUUUCAAUGCUUGCUACAAGAUAGUAAAGGUCAAGAUCUCAACUUGUCUUUUGGCGAAAUCAUGGCUGAGUGCUCGGUCAUGAUGAAUGCCGGAACUGAAACCAGCACUGCCGCUAUGACAAGCACGAUUUUCCUUUUGUACACGCACCCCAGAGUGCUCCAAAAGCUUCGCGAGGAGAUCAAUGCCGACUCCGAGAACGAGAUCCCUACCUACGAAGUGGUGUCCAAAAUGCCGUAUCUACGAGCUUGCAUCGAAGAGGCCCUCCGUUUGCGUCCGCCGAGCUCUUUUGGCCUGCCUCGAAUUGUUCCGAAAGGAGGUAGGGCUAUUGCGAACAAGUUUAUUCCCGAAGGUGUUACAGUAUCUGUGCCCACUUACUCAAUACUUCGAGAUGAGUUGGUAUUUAAGAACGCGUCUGAGUACAACCCUGACCGCUGGUUGACGGAGGACUCGGAAGAGAAAAAGAAGAUGAUGAAUAGCCAUAUCCCAUUCAGCACGGGUCCACGAGCCUGUAUUGGCCGUAACAUCUCUUACUUUGAGCAAGCUGUGGUGAUCGCUACCAUUGUUAAAUUAUAUGAUGGCGAUAUCGAAGACGGUUUCCAGCUGGAAACCCAAGAAAGGUUCAACUCGAAUCCAGGGGAUUUACCUAUGAGGAUGAGACGUCGGCGCGUCUGA